Carassius carassius (crucian carp) is the source of this 849-nucleotide messenger RNA. Its product is annotated as mitochondrial pyruvate carrier 2-like. The transcript has 5 exons. NCBI's taxonomy places the organism in Eukaryota, Metazoa, Chordata, Actinopteri, Cypriniformes, Cyprinidae. Gene Ontology annotation, biological process: pyruvate import into mitochondria. The record is from RefSeq and is a predicted model, not a curated record. Bases 78 to 512 code for a protein of 144 amino acids. Gene Ontology annotation, molecular function: pyruvate transmembrane transporter activity. Gene Ontology annotation, cellular component: mitochondrial inner membrane.
AGGUCGUCUCGGAGGGUGGAGAGAAGGUGCGCGCCGAAUAACCUCUCAUCGACCUCGUGCUUUGGUCACUGCAGUGAAUGAACAUGAGUAUCAGCAGACUUUAUUUACGAUUGCAAUCAUGUCGUUUUUACUCCGGUGGUUUGAGAGCGACAUAUCACCGAACCUUGGACAGGAUCGAGUUAAAGCUGCCACCUAAAUUAAGACCUCUCUACAACCAUCCUGCUGGACCAAAGACGGUUUUCUUCUGGGCACCAGUUUUUAAAUGGGGUUUAGUAGUGGCUGGAUUCUCUGAUAUGACCCGGCCACCAGAAAAGCUCAGUGUCUCUCAGUCCUGCGUCAUUACAGCCACAGGAAUAAUUUGGUCAAGGUACUGCUUGGUGAUCAUCCCCAAAAACUGGGCUCUGUUUGCUGUUAACUUCUUCCUGGGCAUGUGUGGAAGCAUCCAGCUUAUAAGAAUAUGGAGGUACAACCAACAGCUCAAGCAGAAAGGAGUGGAAGUGGCACAGUCUUGAAGUGCUACUUAUUCUGAUGAGUGCAGUGCUGAUAAAGUUUUGCUUUGUUACUGUAAAAGCAAUGAAUCUGCAUUUUGCACACAUCAGUCAUGUUAUAUAGAUCAAACAAAUACAGGUAUGAUCUGUCUGUAUAAAAUAGGGAUUUGUUUCUUAAAACUUCAUAAUCAUUUCAAUUUAUCAUUAAAUUGUGAUACAUUACGAUUGUAAUUCAUAUGUUCUUGAUUGUAUAUUGUAAUGUGUUGUUAUUCUGAUCCAUCGUUAUUUCUAUACAUUUCUUAUUUUAAGGGGGUCAUAUUAUAACAAUAGCCAUAAUAAAAAUUUACUGGAGGUGUGCCUA